AGGGUUUUCUUCCGAACCUGUAAAAUAGACGGAAAUAGAACCCGACGGAAGUCGUGAACCCCUUUUGCCUCGGCCGCCGAUGCUCACCGCCGUGCGAUCCCGAGCCCUGGCCGGAUGCCGCCCGGUUCUCCCACGCCGCCUCUCGUCCGCCAGCGCCUCGCCGGCUCGGCCAUCGGAGCUUAUCGAGCUCUCGGAGGUGGAGAAGGUGCUGAGCGACGUCCGUGCCGGGGACGUGCGCGUGUUCCCCGUCGGUGAGGGCGGACUCCACGGCGGCGCCUGUGCGGACUACAUGGUUGUCGCCACCGGCCGCUCCGACUGGCACGUCCGCAAUAUCGCCCAGGCUAUACUCUACAAGAUAAAGCAGAAACAAAAGGGUUCUGAUCGAAUAUUGAUGCCGAGUGUAGAAGGCCAGCAAGCUGGAAAGUGGGUCGUCAUUGAUUCUGGAAGUAUCAUCAUCCACGCGCUUGAAGAAAGAGCAAGAGAGUACUAUGAUCUGGAAAGCGUUUGGACAAAGGCGGUGUCCCCUAACAUUUCUGCUCAGGAGUUGGAGACUUCACUUGUGAAGACACGCCGCAGGGACCACUCGCAGAAACCCAUGAAGAGCAUCUGAGCUAAAUGCGCCGCGGCCAUGAUCGAUCGCCUGCAGUGGGUUUGUUCAAGGUUUUUGAGUUUGACAGCGCCAAGUAUUCUUGCUUGUGUGCAGAACCUUGAAGGGUAGAUUUCUAAGUUUGCUUGUGAAUGAUGUCUCAUCAGGAUUCAUGGCACCAUGAUGUCUCUGCAAGCUUGUGUUUUGUGUUUUGUACUUUUGAUCAUUUUGUCGCCUGCAAGUUCAAGCCUAGAUUGUGGUUUUUCUUUUGUUUCCUGUUGUUAUCCAGCUCUUUGGAUAGUACUCAUAAUAUAUACUGGUGCUAUCUUGGAUCCAAGGUAACACUUUGGACAAUUUA
Lolium perenne is the source of this 944-nucleotide messenger RNA. RefSeq names its product protein Iojap-related, mitochondrial. Gene Ontology annotation, biological process: negative regulation of ribosome biogenesis; negative regulation of translation. The record is from RefSeq and is a predicted model, not a curated record. Lineage: Eukaryota; Viridiplantae; Streptophyta; Magnoliopsida; Poales; Poaceae. Gene Ontology annotation, molecular function: ribosomal large subunit binding.